Molecule: messenger RNA, 1273 nt
Organism: Gloeophyllum trabeum ATCC 11539
Lineage: Eukaryota; Fungi; Basidiomycota; Agaricomycetes; Gloeophyllales; Gloeophyllaceae
Product: DUF1479-domain-containing protein
Exons: 10
Coding region: 1-1266 (421 amino acids)
Source: RefSeq, a predicted model, not a curated record
AUGGCUGCUUCCUAUCCUCCUCAUUUUGUGGACAUCAAACGCGAAAUAGCCGCGUCGUACCCCGGUUUCGAGCAACAUACAACUCAGGCAUGGCGAAGGCUGUUGUCACAGCUCGCGAAGAGCACCGAAGAAUUCGGCAGGGAAGGUACCAACGAUCUUGCCUCUUGUGAUCAAGGUUUCAUUGAUUUGGUUAAACGCCGAGGUUGCGUCGUUAUUCGCGAUGUCGUGGAUGACGCGGAAGCAGCUGCCUGGCAGAGGGAUCUGAAAGAAUAUGUCAAGACGAACCCCGUACCAGGGUUUCCAGAGGAAGACAAGCAAUUUUUCCAGCUCUAUUGGACGGGACCGCAAGUGAAAGCCAGAGCCCACCCUAACGUCCUUAACACGACAACUUGGCUCAAUAAUCUUUAUCACGUCAAGACUGAGGAGAAAGUCGACGGAGUAGAUCUUUCGACCCCGCUCGCAUACGCCGAUCGCUUCAGGAUCCGCCAUCCGGGCGGCCUUUGGAACAAUCAUCCACCUCACGUCGAUGGUGGCGCCAUUGAACGCUGGCAAGACAAGAAUUUCCGGCAAUGCUAUGCUGACAUUCUCAGAGGAGACUGGGAAAGCCACGACCCGUAUGAACUGUACAGCCGGAUGAACGCUCGUACAUCUUUGUAUGGGCGUGCCGGACAAUGCACCGUUUUCAGGACGUUCCAGGGAUGGCUCGCGCUAAGUGAGACAGCACCAAGCGAAGGCACUCUGAAAGUAUUCCCGGACAUCGUUCUGUCGAACUCAUAUACAAUCCUGCGUCCCUUCUUCCGUCCGAAGGCUGGCGAAGUCUCAGACGACCCAUUCGAUCCCGAGAACUGGGAAUUCGAUAUAUCCAGCCCGGACUUCCCCGGCAUCUAUCCUAGAGAUGGAGGUUUUGUUGGACCUCGACCUAAUCCAAUCUCCCAUCCACACAUGAGACUGGAUAAGACGAUGGUGUCAGUACCUAAGGUGUUCCCCGGGGAUAUGGUAUUCUGGCACUGCGAUGUCGUACAUGCCGUUGAAGAAGAGCACACCGGAAAAGAAGAUUCUGCAGUCAUGUACAUCCCGGCCGUGCCCUGCACUCCACACAACUCCGCUUAUGUCGAGCGUCAGAAGGAGUCGUUCUUCACUGGUGUCCCGCCGCCGGACUACCCUAGAGAGAAAGGCGAAGCCACCUUCAAGGGUGUGGGCCGAGUCGAAGACAUAGUUAGUGCGAUCGGACGGCGGGCUAUGGGACUAGCCAUUGAAGUCGCUUGAAGUUCUG